Molecule: messenger RNA, 4906 nt
Organism: Odontomachus brunneus
Lineage: Eukaryota; Metazoa; Arthropoda; Insecta; Hymenoptera; Formicidae
Gene: Vinc
Product: vinculin
Exons: 19
Coding region: 230-3280 (1016 amino acids)
Biological process (GO): cell adhesion
Cellular component (GO): actin cytoskeleton
Molecular function (GO): structural molecule activity; actin filament binding
Source: RefSeq, a predicted model, not a curated record
CCGCCAUGGCUCUGCUGUCGAGACUGGUCCUAUAUCCGAUCAAAACAGUGGACCACAGUGAACGUUAUGUGCUCGCUCGGAAUGGGUGUUACCUAAUUCAGCGUAUGAAAUACCGAUCAGUGCACUCGAAUCUCCGUUUCUUUUAGUGACGUGUUACUCGGUGUCAUAAGCAAAGAACUCUGUUUUCCUCGAUACAAUAUUUUGUGUAGUGUGACACGAAACAAGCAAUAUGCCGGUCUUCCAUACCAAGACUAUCGAGAGUAUUCUCGAGCCUGUGGCUCAGCAGGUUUCCAGACUUGUUAUCUUACAUGAAGAAGCUGAAGAUGGAAAUGCAAUGCCAGAUUUGGGGCGGCCUGUACAGGCUGUCAGUAUGGCUGUAACCAAUCUUGUAAAAGUCGGAAAGGAAACGAUAAACUCGUCUGACGAUGCAUUGCUUAAGCAAGACAUGCCAGCGGCAUUGCAACGCGUCGAGGGUGCUUCCCGUCUCCUGGAGGAAGCAUCAGCUAUGUUGAAGCAAGAUCCGUACUCUGGUCCUGCCAGAAAAAAGCUUAUAGAAGGGUCACGUGGUAUCUUGCAAGGCACUAGCUCCUUGCUUCUUUGUUUCGAUGAGAGCGAAGUACGGAAGAUCAUACGAGAAUGCAAGCGUGUAUUAGAUUACUUGGCCGUUACUGAAGUUAUCGAGACGAUGGAAGAUUUAGUACAUUUUCUUAAGAAUUUAAGCCCAUGCCUUAGUAAAGUAUCGAGAGAAGUAAGCGCUCGUGAGAAAGAGUUGACGCAUCAAGUGCAUAGGGAGAUAUUAGUACGUUGUUUGGAGCAAGUCAAAACGCUUGCUCCAAUUCUGAUCUGCUCCAUGAAGAUCUUUAUUCAUAUUAUCUCUCAAGGUGGAAAAGGUGCAGACGAAGCGGCGGAAAAUCGCAACUACUUGUCCGGAAGAAUGUCUGACGAACUAAACGAAAUUAUUCGAGUUUUACAAUUGACAACGUACGACGAAGAGGAAUGGGAAGCCGAUCAAUUAACUGUGCUGAAGAAGGCUCAGAGCGCUAUAGAAUCUCGAAUACGAGCCGCGUAUGAUUGGUUAGACGACGGACUGGCUCUAAGAGGUGGAGUAGGAGAGAAAAGUCUUCGCCAAAUAAUAGAACAGGCGUCGCGUUUGUCGGAACGUUAUUUACCUCCGUCACAAGCGGAACCCAUGUCUAAACUGGCUUCUCAAAUAGUCACUAUGACCGACGCUCUCUGCGAAUUGCGUCAAAACGAAAAAGGCACCACACCGCAAGCGGAAGCCUUAGCACGCAGUAUUAAAGAGAAAUUAAACGAGCUCCGCGGCUCGGUAGCGUCCGCUUUGGUAGCAGCAGAUAAAUCGGGAACUGCACAAACGGCACAUACAGUAGCAGGUCGUUUAGAGCAAGCGAAUAAGUGGCUUCUGAAUCCACAGCACGAUGACAAGGGACUCGGUAAAAGGGCUAUAGCUUUAAUAAUACACGAAGGAAAGAAGGUGGCCGAGGGUUUACCUGGUAUACACAAGGCGGAGAUUCUGCAACUGUGCGACGAAGUGGACAAUCUGUCGCACCAGCUCGCCGAUCUGUGUGCCCAUGGUCAAGGCAAUACUCCGCGCGCUCAGGACAUCGCCCGGCAACUGUCUCACAAGCUCUACGAGCUGAAGAACAGGAUACAGCAGGCCGUUGUAUCCCGUGUCGUUGAAGAUUUUAUCGACAUCACUACACCUCUCAAGCAAUUUACGGAUGCCGUCUUGGCCCCCGCCGGUACACCGGGACGCGAUCAAAAUUUCAACGAUAAAACCUAUGCACUGCAGACGUUUUCUAACAGAGCGGCAAAGACAGCUAGGAUGGUUGCAGCUGGUGGAAGCGGUGGAAACAAGAAGCUAGCUGAAGCAUUAGCCGCUAGUGCUUCGCAAGUAGAGUCUCUAACGCCGCAGCUAGUUAACGCCGGUCGAAUCCGCAUGACAUAUCCGGACAGCAAAGCCGCGGACGAACACUUCGAGAAUCUGCGCCAGCAAUACGCAGAGACGAUGCAAAGAGCGCGAGCGUUAUGCGACGAGGCAACCGACAGCGGCGACUUCAUCAGGACCUCCGAGGAACAGAUGCAGAAACAUGCGUUUCUUUGUGAGGAAGCCAUUGCCAAGGCUUUGCCGCAAAAGAUGGUCGAUAACACGGCGUCUAUCGCGCGUCUCGCCAAUCGAGUCAUACUCGUGGCGAAGCAAGAAAGCGACAAUAGUGAGGAUCCUGCCUUUAUACAGCGGGUAAAUCAUGCUACUGAUGUUCUCCAGAACAGUGUCGCUCCAAUGGUGCAAGAUGCAAAAUUAGUGGCAAUGAACAUUAAUAACAACAAUGCCGUGUCACACUGGAGAGAAAGCAACCGUGCACUCCUGGCUAACGUUGGACAAGUUCGUAAAGCCAUUGUAGUCCAACCAGAUCUAGUACCACCUUUGGAAAUGUCACAGUUACACAUUAAUGAUGAUGAACAAAUUCCAACCCUACAAUAUAAUUACACCAAAGAUAAAGUAGAGAACCCCGAUCUUUUGUAUCAAGAACUGGCUUCUGACAACGAGUUAGACAAAUCAUUUCACGACGGAGGUUAUUAUGAUUACAAUUUUGAUGACGAAGUAGCACCUCCUCGACCACCUUUACCAGGAGGCGACGUUCCACCACCAAGACCUCCUCCUCCCGAGACGGACGACGAAGAUGAGAUGUUUAUGCACGCCCCACAACCUAAUCAACCGAUAAUGAUGGCUGCCCACGGUCUGCAUCAAGAAGUGCGACAAUGGUCUAGUAAAGAUAACGAGAUCAUCGCCGCAGCCAAGAAAAUGGCCAUACUGAUGGGUAGAUUAUCGGGGCUAGUUAGAGGCGAGGGUGGCAAUAAACGAGAUCUUAUCGCGUGCGCCAAAGCAAUCGCGGAAGCUUCUCAGGAAGUCACCCGUCUGGCAAAGGAGCUCGCCAGAGAAUGUACCGAUAAACGUAUUCGAACGAAUUUACUUCAAGUUUGCGAGCGUAUACCUACUAUCGGCACGCAAUUGAAGAUACUGUCCACUGUAAAAGCCACUAUGCUCGGAGCACAAGAGACACUCCCGACCUGGGAAGAGCUGAUGCUUUAUGGUACAGAGGAAGAUCAAGAAGCGACGGAUAUGCUUGUCGGAAAUGCUCAGAAUCUCAUGCAGAGCGUAAAGGAAACCGUACGUGCUGCAGAAUGUGCCAGCAUAAAGAUUCGUACUGCUUCUGGUAUGAAGCUGCGCUGGGUGCGUCGUCAGCCGUGGUAUCAAUAUUAGUUUCUUUAUGUACGUCGACGUGAGAGGAAACUUACUUGGGGAGAACAUGCAAGAUUUCGAUUGGUGUUCAUAUAUACUAGCAGCAAUUUUUCCACGACAUAUAAGAAAAAAAAUCGCUAACAUAAGACGUAUUUCUAUAUCAGAUGCAAGUAUACACUAAUUGCACACGCAAUAUUACGCUUCUAAGAAAUUUAUAAACUGAUUUAUAUUAUAUUUGUUUUAUCGCGCGGCGGGCGAUUAAUCAUUGAUUAAUUUUUUGUUUUUUAUGUUGUUUUUAAAAGAAGGCAAUACUAACAGUUUUAUAUAUAUACACAUUAAAACGCACAAUUCUUGAAAGCUAGACAAAUAGCAAUAAAUCAAUGCUUAUUCAUAUUUCAUAUAUUGUUUAUUAUGAUUUUUAUAAUAUUUUAUUAAUUUUACUUUCUAUGUUGUUUAAUGAAAUAACCAAGCAUAAUAAUGUAAGCUAAUCAUGAGUAAUACUUUAUAGCUUGAAAGUUAAUCUUUGAUCUCUUAGUUCACUAUCUCUGAAGAGAAUGUGAAAAGCCUUAUUUAUAUAUCCAAUAUAUCGUAAAUACAAUAUAUCGUACAUUAAAAAUGAUAGUAUCUAAAUAAUAGCAAUAAUAUAUACCUGGCAACACAAUAGUAAUAUAUGAUAUAAUGGCGAUAAUAUAUUUUUUUCAUGAAUCUUUUUCUCUAGCCGAAUUAAAAUACUCACUGUCCACAAGUUUUCAAAAAGUUUUUUGAUAAAAUUAAAGGCAAUAGGAUUCGUAAGACAAAUAUGUAUGUAAGUAAAAUAUUUCUAUCUUUGUUACAUAGAAUAUUAUCACACGGGACUAAAAUGUUAUAUUUUUACAAAUUAAACACAAGUAUAGUCACACUUAAGAUUGCUAUACAAGUAUAUUAAACUGCUGUGCACAGCGGUGUUACCUAGGUUUAUAGUGUCCGAAUCAUCUGUAAUAUUUGAAUAUAAAAAGUACAGAAAAAUGAAUAUAUAUAAAAUAAUCAGAGUUGGAUAAGUUUUAAUAUUUUUUUUUACUAAAUUUAGUUCAAAAUUAUUAACUUUUAUCUAAUUUAAUUUUUAACUAACUAAUUAUUAUCCAAUUUUGAAAAUAGUAGUAUUAGUUCGGCGAAAUAUAAAGGUUCAACUUAUCGGUUAUUACACAAUAUCCUCUUAGUAAUAAAAAUAAUAAAUUUUAACUAAUAAACUUUAAAACAUGAAUUUUUACUAAAAUACUUAAAUUUUCGGGAUUAUUAGAGAUACUUCAGAUGACGAAAUUAGACACCUAUCGCUAUGCAUUGUAUCGAUAUAUUAGAAAAAUAUAUUUUUUAUAAGUUUCAUGGGAUUGUAAUAGCAUCAAUUUCGGCAUUAGUUUUGUGUUCCCAUAUUUUCAAUGGUGCUAAUGCGUGCAAUAUUGUCUUAAGCAAUGUUGCUGUGUAAUGGAUAGUGCUAAUCAUAUAGAGCGAUAACAGUUUUCUAACAUAUUUUCUUUGCAGUAUAGAUCAAUUUAAAACAUUAAGAUACGGAAUGUUAUGAUAUAUAUUAAUUCCCAACAGCAAGUAAGGAUAAUGUAUUUGAGGACAUUUUUAUGUAACCAUGUUUAUAAUAAAAAUAACUUUUAUUGUGUA